ACAGGGGCGCCAACCCGAGCGCUGCGUGGGAUUUCGUGUCCGCCGAAGUCUGCACGCUUCACCUUGUCUUUCUGCGGCUCAGCGGAAUCCAGUCGGACUGCAAUCGUCUCGUCGCCAUGGCGCCCACCAUCCAGACCCAGGCCCAGCGGGAGGAUGGCCACAGGCCCAAUUCCCACCGGACUCUGCCUGAGAGAUCUGGAGUGGUCUGCCGAGUCAAGUACUGCAAUAGCCUCCCUGACAUCCCCUUCGACCCCAAGUUCAUCACCUACCCCUUUGACCAGAACAGGUUUGUCCAGUACAAAGCGACUUCCUUGGAAAAACAGCACAAACAUGACCUCCUGACUGAGCCAGACCUGGGGGUUACCAUUGACCUCAUCAACCCCGACACCUACCGCAUUGACCCCAGUGUACUCCUAGAUCCAGCUGAUGAGAAGCUUCUGGAAGAGGAGAUUCAGGCCCCCACUAGCUCCAAGAGGUCGCAGCAGCACGCGAAGGUGGUGCCAUGGAUGAGGAAGACAGAGUACAUCUCCACCGAGUUCAACCGUUACGGUAUCUCCAACGAGAAGCCUGAGGUCAAGAUUGGGGUUUCUGUGAAACAGCAGUUCACUGAGGAAGAAAUAUACAAAGACAGGGAUAGCCAGAUCACAGCCAUUGAGAAGACUUUUGAGGAUGCCCAAAAAUCGAUCUCCCAGCAUUACAGCAAGCCCCGAGUGACACCGGUGGAGGUCAUGCCUGUCUUCCCCGACUUUAAGAUGUGGAUCAAUCCAUGCGCUCAGGUCAUCUUUGACUCAGACCCAGCCCCCAAGGACACAAGUGGUACAGCUGCUUUGGAGAUGAUGUCUCAGGCCAUGAUCAGGGGCAUGAUGGAUGAGGAAGGGAACCAGUUUGUGGCCUACUUCCUGCCUGUGGAAGAGACGCUGAAAAAACGAAAGCGGGACCAGGAGGAGGAAAUGGACUAUGCCCCGGAUGAUGUGUAUGACUACAAGAUUGCUCGGGAGUAUAACUGGAAUGUGAAGAACAAGGCUAGCAAGGGCUACGAGGAAAACUACUUCUUCAUUUUCCGAGAGGGGGAUGGAGUUUACUACAAUGAGCUGGAGACCAGGGUCCGCCUGAGUAAGCGCCGGGCCAAGGCUGGGGUUCAUUCGGGUACCAAUGCCCUGCUUGUGGUCAAACACCGCGACAUGAACGAGAAGGAAUUAGAAGCUCAGGAGGCACGGAAAGCCCAGCUGGAGAACCAUGAACCCGAGGAGGAGGAGGAAGAGGAGAUGGAGACAGAAGAGAAAGAAGUUGGGGGCUCAGAUGAGGAGCGAGAGAAAGGCAGCAGCAGUGAGAAGGAAGGCAGCGAGGACGAGCGCUCCGGCAGUGAGAGUGAACGGGAAGAGGGUGACAGGGAUGAGGCAAGUGACAAGAGUGGCAGCGGCGAGGACGAGAGCAGUGAGGAUGAGGCGCGUGCCGCCAGGGACAAAGAGGAGAUCUUCGGCAGCGAUGCAGAUUCGGAGGACGCCGACUCUGAGGAUGAGGACAGAGGGCGGGCCCACGGCAGUGACAAUGACUCUGAGAGCGGCAGUGAGGGUGCUGGCCAGCGGAGCGCCAGCCGCAGCCCGAGCCGCAGCCCCAGCCCCAGCCCGAGCCGCAGCGCCAGCCCCUUCCCCAGCGGCAGCGAGCACUCAGCCCAGGAGGAUGGCAGUGAAGUGGCACCUUCUGAUUCCAGUGACGCCGACAGUGACAGUGACUGAGUCCCAGGACCUUCAGGGCUGGCGCAGCUGCGAUCGUUCUGUGAUCAUUAUGCGCAGGAAGGCACUUUCCCAGUGGUCCGUUUGUGAGCCUUUUACUUUUGUUUCCCUGCCUCCCUCCAAACCUUUGCUACUAAUAAAGCCACUUCUCUAUUUCCCUCCCCAGGCCUAUGGUCUCCUUCUGCUGACAUCUCCCCGCUCCCAUCCCGCCCUUCCCCGUACCCCUUCCCCCAGGCACUUGGUGGCCUCCACUUAAGGCAUAAGAAGCAAAGUCCACAAAGGCAGGACCAUUAGGUUUUCAAUGAAAUGUAGCAUAACAAAGGUCAGAAUCGUGUUUUUUUUUUCGUUGUUGUUUUUUUUCCAAAAUAAGCCCAGACCAUUAAACAAGUGAAACUCCAACAAAUAAGUCUUCUCCAACAGCGAGAAAAACUGUACAGUUACUCAAAGCUGAUCUGCCAGUGGGGCUGGGGAUAGAAAGGAGGGUGAAAUCAUGGCGGAGGGGCCGGUGGGGGCACUGGAGCGGGAGCGGGUCAGGGUCCUGCCCAUCAGAGUGGGGCCGCCUGCGUCCUGCACACUCUGCUGUCAGGUGGAAGGAGGGGGGCAGCUCUUGCCUCCCACUGUGUUGGGGGGGGAUUGUCCCUUACCACCUCCCAGUGCCAGGAAGAGCCAGCUCACUCUGAUGGCUAGUGAACAAGAUGGGACUGGCUGGGAGGAGGAGGGUCCUGUAAGAGGGACACCCUGCUGAUUCCAAACAAGGCGGCCCCUGUCUGUCCCACUUCCCGGGGCUCGUGGGAGAGGGACUGGAGAAGCCCUGGGAGUUUGAGGGGAAUGAGCAAAGGCACAGAAACAUGGAGGGGCCGGGGUGGGGGACUUGCAUAGGUUGAUGAGUGUGCAAGAGGUACAUAAAUAAACCUGACACCCCACCCAGCCCGGCACUGGGAGAGGAGGUGGGGACCUGGAGCAGGUCCCCAGGGCUACACCACCCCCUGGUUUCCUCCCCCUCCCUGGGCUCAGCUGAGGGAGGUCCAGACCAGGAGGGCGGGGGUAAGAAGGUCAAGGGAAUGGGUGGAGAGUGCAGGGAGGGCGGUGGUUUUCAUUUUUUUUUUUUUUGGUUUUUUUUUUUCCCAACAUUUUGUAUCUUUAAUAACA
Messenger RNA from Rhinolophus ferrumequinum (greater horseshoe bat), 2882 nucleotides. It is a transcript of the gene PAF1, whose product is annotated as PAF1 homolog, Paf1/RNA polymerase II complex component. Gene Ontology annotation, cellular component: Cdc73/Paf1 complex. Gene Ontology annotation, molecular function: chromatin binding; RNA polymerase II complex binding. The coding region runs from base 117 to 1736 and encodes 539 amino acids. The record is from RefSeq and is a predicted model, not a curated record. Gene Ontology annotation, biological process: transcription elongation by RNA polymerase II. Lineage: Eukaryota; Metazoa; Chordata; Mammalia; Chiroptera; Rhinolophidae. The transcript has 14 exons.